Messenger RNA from Phytomonas sp. EM1, 1225 nucleotides. Lineage: Eukaryota; Euglenozoa; Kinetoplastea; Trypanosomatida; Trypanosomatidae. The record is from the annotation of a GenBank genome assembly.
GGGUAAAUAAAUAAAGAUGCAUGUGCUAACUAGUGGGACUCCGUUGACGAAUGGUGAGGUAUACGCCCUCGUCCGUCGACGUCGUGACGAGCGUAGUGCAGAACUUCAUCCACCUUUCGGCCUCCAACACGUGCAAGCCGAUACUCAAAGUCGGGCAAGUAGUCACUAUGGUCCAGCGGGCCGCCUUCUUCCGGCACAUAUCCAUGGCAGUGUCGGCAACAGCACCUCGUCGGCAGAAGCAUCGCGCUUAUUACUGUCAUCACCCUCCUCAGCACAUUUGAUAGUAUUGCUUACUGAGGUGCGAUUGCUUAACUAUUUAGCAAAUCACGCUCACCUGACAAGCUCGAAGGAUGGUGCGCUUCGCAGCAUUUAUGGCCCCUCAACAGUAUAUGCUCAACAACAGCAGCAUAGAUCGACUCUGAGGAAAGUAGGAUUAGGUAGCGAAGGUGGCGAUCCGGACGUAUGGCCGGGGGAAAAGUGUUGUCUUAACUCCUCUGAAGCGUUGGUUUCUUCUAAAUGUGAAGCCAGCGAUGACAAAUCAGCGUGCACGGACACACGCGAACUGCGGUGCGAAGCUAACCAAGAUGACGUGAGCAGUGUCAAAAAGUGGAAAGAGAUAAUUAUGCAGAAUCGUGCUGGGACGCCGGAGCACAUUCAUGCAGUGCAGCAGAUUCUUACACAUUACGAGCAACAAGGCUAUCAGCAGGAGAAGAAUUGGGCCCAUAAAAUUCGUGUCUAUGUCGAGGCUUUUCACUUUGCUUCUCCGCACAAAACUGUUAAAUUUGAGCCAAGCGACGCCAACGAGGAAAGCUGGAAUGCCUCGAGUGGGGUUCCUUCUUCUUUAAUCAUCCCCUCAGCUGCCGAGGCGCGUCCGGCAAAUACAGCAAACGUGCGGCCAUUAUUAUCAGCACCACAAAAAAUAUAUGCUGAUACUGUAUCGGCAUAUGCCUCUUCUUCUCCUUCACAGGACGCCUAUUCGUCUUUCAUUAGUAUGCAUCAUGAGGGGUUCGUGGCGGAGAGCCUAUUCUUGACGCAACAGGAGCUCAUUCAGUUGGUUGUGGGGAGACCACGAAAUAGCCUUGAGGUUUACCGGUUGCUAGAUAAUCUGACCGAGCGUUUUGGUAGUGAUGAAGAAGCUGCGCUUGGAUUUGUUGACUUCAUCUCCGAUGUUUUUGACACUUCUAAUGAGAAGGGAGAUAAAGAGCUAAAGGGACAAGUUAAAUAA